AUGGCUGCACAAGACUCGGAGAUGAUUCCCUCCGUUCAACUACCAGAGAUCAAACCGCAGGCAGCUCGACGGCGCCAACAAGCUCGCAAGGCCAAGAAUGAGAUAAAGGCGAGUCUGCAUGCUGGCGUGGCCAAACCUCCAGCUCAGUGCAAGAGGGCAGCUCGAAAAGCUGUCACAAAGACCCCUAGCCCCUCACAUGCAGCCUCAACAGGCCUCUUGACUCCCCCACCGAGCAAAAGAAAAGCGACUGUCGAAGCUGACGCUACCGAGGGGGAUCAAUCAAAUGGCGAAGUCGAAACGUCUUCCAAGAAAACCACAGUCCAAGGCACGAAGCAGAAAAAGCUAUCAUGGACUCCAAAGGAGAAUCGUGCAAAACCCUUCAUUGAAGUGCCCCCGAAAAAAGUCCUGGACAAACUACGCUUUGCCGACAUGGAGAGAACGUACGUUGUGGGGUACCAAGCAAAGGGCUUAAAGGAAGGUGAGAAUCCAGAGAUAACCUUUGACUUUGUCGGUUCCACUGGAAACCUGUACAAGACCGUUAUUCGGAAGGUGCCAUCGUGCAAUUGUCCGGACAAACGGUUCAGACCUCAAAACCCACAAUGCAAGCACAUAAUCUAUGCUCUUGUUCAUACCUUGAAAGCCCCGGCACACCUUCAGUACCAAGCGGCUUUGUUGGCCUCGGAAAUUAAUGAAAUGUGGCAAGAGUGUUCUCUGAGCCAAGUGAAGUCGACCUCUACAGAGGACAACGACGGCAAGCGGAAGCCAAUUGAAGGGGACUGUCCUAUCUGCUUCAUGGAGUUAAAGACAGGAGAAAAUACUGUUUGGUGUCAAUCAUCCUGUGGUAAUAACGUCCACAAGGCCUGCUUUGAUCAAUGGGCGAUUCGAAGCAGAUUGACUUCUUCCGGUGUUCGAUGUGUUUACUGUCGUGCCGAGUGGGGAAACGAAAACGAAAAGCGCGUUGAUGCCCUUCGAAAAAACGCUGUCAUAGGGCCAGGUGGAUACCGCAAUGUCGGGUUCGGGCUCGAUCUCCAACGUGGUAUGAAUACAACCCUGUAA
This is a messenger RNA of Penicillium angulare, 1056 nucleotides long. Its product is annotated as RING finger protein. Bases 1 to 1056 code for a protein of 351 amino acids. Lineage: Eukaryota; Fungi; Ascomycota; Eurotiomycetes; Eurotiales; Aspergillaceae. The transcript has 6 exons. The record is from RefSeq and is a predicted model, not a curated record. Gene Ontology annotation, molecular function: ubiquitin protein ligase activity; zinc ion binding.